Molecule: messenger RNA, 2298 nt
Organism: Sugiyamaella lignohabitans
Lineage: Eukaryota; Fungi; Ascomycota; Dipodascomycetes; Dipodascales; Trichomonascaceae
Gene: MEF1
Product: Mef1p
Exons: 1
Coding region: 1-2298 (765 amino acids)
Biological process (GO): mitochondrial translational elongation
Cellular component (GO): mitochondrion
Molecular function (GO): GTP binding; GTPase activity; translation elongation factor activity
Source: RefSeq, a predicted model, not a curated record
AUGAGACUGAGAGUUGGCGGACCGCUGGCUGUUGUCGGACGACCAGUUGUGAAAUCGGUUUUGCCUCGAGUUGGCGCCGCGAAAUGGGUUUCGUGUCGUAUGAACUCGACUGCUCCUGCAUCAUAUGAUGAAGAGAAGGGCAUUCUCGACGAACUGGCUAAACAGAAAAUCCAAAGUGAUGAUUUGAAACGACUCCAGGGAAUGAGAAAUAUCGGUAUCUCGGCACAUAUUGAUUCGGGUAAGACCACGUUUACUGAACGUGUUUUGUACUACACAGGCCGGAUCAAGGCCAUUCACGAGGUCCGUGGUCGUGAUAAUGUCGGUGCCAAGAUGGAUUCCAUGGCCUUAGAACGUGAAAAGGGUAUCACUAUUCAAUCGGCAGCCACUUUCUGUGACUGGGAAAAAACCGAGGUCGAUGGAUCACAGUCGAAUUACCAUUUCAAUUUAAUUGAUACUCCUGGUCACAUUGAUUUCACUAUUGAGGUGGAACGUGCUUUGAGAGUGUUGGAUGGUGCUGUUUUGGUUGUUUGUGCCGUGUCGGGUGUUCAAUCGCAAACUAUUACUGUAGACCGUCAAAUGCGUAGAUAUAAUGUUCCUCGCGUCACUUUUGUGAACAAGAUGGAUCGUAUGGGUGCUAAUCCUUGGAAGGCCAUUGAACAGAUCAACAGUAAACUGCGAAUUGCUGCUGCUGCUGUGCAAGUUCCUAUUGGAUCUGAGGAUUCUCUUGCUGGUGUUGUUGACUUGAUUCACGAACGUGCUUUAAUUCACAAGGGUAAACAGGGUGAAACUAUUGAAGUUGGUCCUGUUCCUGAAGAGUUGAAGGAACUGGUUGCUGAAAAGAGAGAAUUGUUGAUUGAGACUCUUGCUGAUGUAGACGAUGAAAUUGCUAAUAUCUAUUUGGAAGAAAAGACUCCUACACCUGAAGAGAUCAUUGCUGGUAUUCGUAGAGCUACUAUUGCUCGUAAGUUCACUCCUGUACUUAUGGGAUCUGCUUUGGCUAAUAGAGGUGUUCAACCUGUUCUCGAUGCUGUGUGUGAUUACUUGCCUAAUCCCAGUCAAGUGUUGAACACCGGUCUUGAUAUCGAGCAAGAGGAGAAACCAGUUCACUUGGCAUCUUCUCAGAACUCGCCUUUUGUUGGUUUGGCUUUCAAGCUGGAAGAGGGUAAAUACGGCCAAUUGACUUAUAUCCGUGUGUAUCAAGGUAAAUUGAAAAAGGGCAUGUACAUCACAAAUGUUCGUACUGGUAAGAAGACAAAGCUUGCUCGUUUGGCUCGUAUGCAUUCCGAUGAGAUGGAAGAUAUUGACGAGGCCGGAGCUGGUGAGAUCUGUGCUACUUUUGGCGUCGACUGUUCUUCUGGAGACACCUUUUCCGACGGUAAUAGUAAAAUCACCAUGACCUCGAUGUACGUUCCCGAUCCUGUUAUUUCGCUUUCCAUCACCCCUAAGAGCAAAGAUUCGCCCAACUUUUCUAAAGCCAUCAACCGUUUCCAAAAGGAAGAUCCUACAUUCACUGUCAAGUUCGACGGUGAGUCGAAAGAGACUAUUAUUUCUGGAAUGGGUGAACUUCACUUGGAAAUCUAUGUUGAGAGAAUGAAGCGUGAAUACGGUGUUGAGUGUGUCACUGGUAAGCCCCAAGUCGCGUACCGUGAGACCGUCACACUUCCUGCUACUUUUGACUUUACACAUAAGAAGCAAUCUGGUGGUGCUGGUCAAUAUGCCAAGGUCAUGGGAGAGUUAUCUGCUACUAACAACGAGUCCAACGAUUUCAGCACCGCUAUUGUAGGAGGUAAGAUUCCCGAGAAGUUCCUGUUUGCGUGUCAAAAGGGAUUUGAGGACGCUGUUGAGAAGGGACCUCUUAUCGGCCACAAGGUGCUUGGUGUGAAGAUGCUCAUCAACGAUGGUGCUGUUCACGUUGUGGAUUCCAGUGAAAUGGCUUUCAGAACCGCCACCAUGGGUGCCUUUAAAGACGCAUUCAUGAAGGGUCAACCGACCAUUCUCGAGCCCAUUAUGGAUGUAUCCAUCACCGCACCCUCAGAGUUCCAAAGCAACAUCAUCGGCCUGCUGAACAAGCGAAUGGCCAUGAUCAACGACACCGAAAUCGGUACCGACGAGUUCACCAUCUCGGCCGAAUGUUCGCUCAACUCCAUGUUUGGCUUCGCGACCCACCUCCGAGCUGCCACCCAAGGCAAGGGCGAGUUCUCACUCGAGUUCAAGCACUACGCCCCCGCACCCAUUCCUCUCCAAAAAGAGCUAAUAGCCGAGUACGAGAAAAAACAGAAGGAAAAGGACAAGAAAUAG